Molecule: messenger RNA, 985 nt
Organism: Tribolium castaneum (red flour beetle)
Lineage: Eukaryota; Metazoa; Arthropoda; Insecta; Coleoptera; Tenebrionidae
Exons: 3
Coding region: 97-891 (264 amino acids)
Cellular component (GO): mitochondrion
Source: RefSeq, a predicted model, not a curated record
UUCAUGAUAGGAAACUGUUUUACCGGCCUCUGUCAUUUCUGUGAAAUUUUGUGGUUAGUUUAGUGCCCCGUUUUUUAGCAAAAAAUUUAAACAAAUAUGUUUAAACACUUGGCAAGAGUCUGUUUGCGACUCCCUUGUGCCUUGGACACUCCAAGUUUGACAAUUUACCGACUUGCCGGCCACUCUAAGUGGCAAAACAUUAGGCACAUUAAGGGGGCUAAAGACGCCGCACGCUCUCUCCUUUUUACGAAACUAAGUCGCCAGAUGAAGGUCGCAGUCCAAGAGGGUGGUUCAGCCGAUAUAACAAAAAACUCAAAACUGGAAAAUGUGAUCGAACAAGCGAAACGUGCCAAUAUGCCCACGGCCACUAUUCAAAGCGUGUUGCGAAGCUGCGAACAAGACAAGUCCAACAGCAAAAGCCAUUUAAUUGAGAUCAAGGGCCCUGGGGGUUGUAUAAUCCUGUGUGAGGUGUUUACGAGCAAUUUGCACGCUUUGAAGCAGAACAUUACGACGAUUUUGAAAAAACACAAAAGUAAAUACAGUGAUGGGGGCGGUAUGCAUUUGUUUGAGGAGAAGGGGGUUAUUGUGGUCGAGGUCGAUGGUAAGGGGGAGAGUUUGUUGGAGGAGGCCACGGACCAUGCCAUUGAAGCUGGGGCUGAGGACGUUAAGGACGUGGGGGGUUGUCUGGAAUUCACAUGUGGGGCCACAACCCUUAGUAAGGUCGUCUCCGGUUUGGAGAAAUUUAAUUAUAAAAUUCAGAGUGCCAGUGUUGAGUUUAUACCGCUCAAAGUGCAAGAAUUGGACGAUGAAGAUAUGAAAACUUGCGCCAGUUUGUACGAAAAGUUAGAGGGGCUGCCUGACGUAGUGAGACUCUCAGAUAAUGUUGCGUAAAAUUAUUUAUUUUCCACACAAAGUACAUUAAGGAUCACAGAUUUCUUAAACAAUGUAAUUAUUGUAAAUAUAAAAAAUACACUUAUUGUUACUA